ACAACUAAAAAGGGACAAGGUGCAAAAUAUAGAAAGAAGAUAUACUUCGCGCGGCAAGACGCGACUUACACCUGAAACAGCAAUUGCGCAGCCAGUGGCAGCAAAUAAAGCCAAACACGGGAAAGUGAGCGCUAAACAGCCGGAAACAGCAGAUACGGAUAUGGAGCGUCGCUAUUUGAAGAAUCCCUUUCCCGAUUUUAUGGGCGGCGAGAGUACGCCCUUUGCCAGCGAUGAGGAACACAUUAAAACACUCAUUUGUACCUAUGUAGAUGCCAUAUUGGAGCACUGCCAUCCCUAUAACGAUGAGGAAGACAAUCGUGGUGACUUGUAUGUGGGCAAUGCUGGCAUUGCAUUUAUGUUCUGGAAACUUAAUAGCUGCGAACAGACACGCGAUCUCUAUCCAGCUCUCGAGCACGCAGCCGCCUUUAUUCGCAAUGCCAAGGUAAAUGCCAAACGCUAUAAGAAACGCUCCGCCGAACGUUAUUCGUUUCUAUGCGGCAAUGCUGGCAUCUAUGCUGUAUCCGCGGCCAUUUCUCAAGCUUUGAAGGACACCGAAGAGCUGUCCGUGGAUUUGUCGAAUUUCAAGUCAGGCAUACCCUCUAGCAAGGAGUUCAUGCACACUAAAUAUGGCUGUGAUGAGGUGCUUGUGGGCCGUGCGGGGUAUCUAUCUGGCUGUUAUUGGCUCAAUGAUGUACUGCCCGAGAAGAAAAUCACCAACGACGAUCUCGUUUCCAUAUGCCAGCUGAUCAUUAGCAGCGGACGUGAGUACAGUAAGCUCAACAACUCACCGCUACCGCUUAUGUAUCAGUACCAUGGUACGGAAUAUCUAGGCGCCGCUCAUGGACUAUGUGCCAUAUUGCACAUGCUGCUGGACAGUCCUUGGUUUCGCACUGUCCCCAUCUCAGCGCCCGCUGCCGAGCUGCGUGACAUCAAACGAUCCAUAGAUUUUUUGCUGGGACUGCAGGACAGCGAGGGCAAUUUUCCGGUGGCUCUAGAAGAUUUGCGCUCUGGCCGUGACAAGCGCUUGGUACAUUGGUGCCAUGGCGCACCCGGUGCUGUCUAUGUGCUGGCCAAAGCCUAUUUGAUAUUCAAAGAGGACAAGUAUCUAAUUGCUUUGCGUCGUGCCGCUGAUCUUGUCUGGAAGAAAGGAUUUCUGCGCAAGGGGCCAGGCAUUUGCCAUGGCGUCGCCGGCAAUGGUUACGUCUUUCUGCUGCUCUUCCGCUUGACUAACGAAAUGAAGUACCUGUAUCGUGCGCACAAAUUCAUGGAACUGCUCACGAACUCGGAGUUCAAGCAGCGAGCGCGUGUGCCCGAUCGCCCACAUAGUCUAUAUGAGGGCGUGGCAGGCACCGUCUGCUUUCUAGUCGACCUCCUUGAACCGGAGCAAGCUCACUUCCCCUUCAUGGAUGUAUUCCACUAAAUAACCACAACUCCACCCUCCUCCACGCCCUUUCCCUAUCCUCGCCAACCACCACUCCCACCAUGUAAACAAUGAGGGAGGUUUUUUAAAUUGUUUUCUGGUCAGCAUCGUAUGCGCUCACACAAGUUUCCUCAUGUUUCUUUUUCUCUAUUGUUUUCAACUGCAUAAUGCAUUGGCUUUUGUGUUUUUACCAAUCACAGAUCUCAGAUCCCCUAGCCUAGGCGUUUAAGCAAAUGCGUGCUUGGGCGCCAAUCAACAAGCAGCAUUCUCUCAUAUCAAAAAUUCUCUGUGCUUUAAGCUACAUAAUUAAAUCAUAAUAUUAUUCAUACAUA
Molecule: messenger RNA, 1752 nt
Organism: Drosophila busckii
Lineage: Eukaryota; Metazoa; Arthropoda; Insecta; Diptera; Drosophilidae
Product: lanC-like protein 3 homolog
Exons: 3
Coding region: 161-1420 (419 amino acids)
Biological process (GO): carbohydrate metabolic process; peptide modification
Cellular component (GO): plasma membrane
Source: RefSeq, a predicted model, not a curated record